AUGGGCAAUGAACUUCAUAGGGCAAAUUUACCCAGCUUCCAGCAAGGGCACACCUUCAUAAUUGUGGCAACAGACUACUUUGCCAAAUGGGUAGAAGCUUUAGUUGUGAAGACUAUCAAAGUUGCUAUGAAGAAAUUUAUUGAAACCAAGAUCUUACACAGAUAUAGGGUGCCUGAGACGAUUGUUACAAAUCGAGGGCCAUCUUUUAUUUUGAAAGAAAUGGAGGAAUUUGCAAACAAGUUCAAGAUAAGGAUGAUCCAGUCUAGUUCUUAUUAUCCCCAAUCAAAUGGUCAAGCAGAAGCUAGCAAUAAGAUUUUGGUAAACAUUAUUAAGAGAAUGGCGGCAGAUAGCCCAAAAGGAUGGCAUGAGAAGUUGGGAGAUACUCUUUGUACUUACAGAACUUCAAAGAGAGCAAGAACUGGGACCACCCCUUAUGCCUUAACCUUUGGGAAAGAUGUUGUGCUUCCUAUGGAAAUCAAUGUAAGUUCUGUGAGACUUCAGAACCAGUUUGGUAUGCAUAGUGAGGAAUAUAUCCAGGCCAUGUGUAAAGGGAUUGAAGAUCUAGAUGUAGCUCGAAUUAAAGCUCUAAAAAAGAUCCAAUAA
Messenger RNA from Malus domestica (apple), 603 nucleotides. The record is from RefSeq and is a predicted model, not a curated record. Lineage: Eukaryota; Viridiplantae; Streptophyta; Magnoliopsida; Rosales; Rosaceae.